AGAAAAAGAGAGAAAGAGAGAAUGAGAGUAUGAACAAGGUUAACGUCCGCAGAUAUGGUAAGAGAUGAUGCACUCGAGGAUUCUUCCGAAUUACUUCGUUCACUCGUUCCUGAAGGAACAAAGAGAAGAAUCAUCGAGGGAAAACAUCAUCAUCAUCAUCAUCAUCAGAUGCGGUGUCAAACGAGGAACGUUCUAAACAAAGGAUUACGAGAAGAAAUGCAGAAGGAAAUAGUAUGAUCACGGCGAUAUGAGAAGAAGCGACGAAUUACUUCGAAGUAGAAAAUUUCGAAUGAUUCUAAAACGUUCAGGGUAUUACAUGAAUUUUUAAAUAGAAGAGCAAAUAAAGAAGAACUGCUAAAUCAAAUGCGUUUUUAAAGGAAAUAUACAAAUUAUCAUCCUUAUUCCUUCAUUUCGCGUGUUAUUGAGACACAACGAAAUAUCGCGGUACCAAAGGACGUACGACGAUUGGUGCAUGACACAAGCAACUCCUGAGGAGAAAUUUCCUUUGUAUUUUACAGCGAAUCGUAAAGGUAUAGGCUAAUUAUGGAUGACAUAAAGGUGCCUAAUUUAGGACAGGCUGCAUCGGCCGCAUGUUCAAUGGCUACGAAUUUCUUAGCGCCAGUAAAAACCGAACAACAAAUUUACGAAAAUUCAAUGCUCGAAGAUGAUCCCAAUGCCAAUUCGGUGGUACCCACUUCUAAUGAAGAUAGGAUAUUACCGAGAUGGGGUCCUAGUCAUAAAGGUGCACAAGAAUUAGCAAAUCUUUACAGUAGCGGAAAAAGAACGCAGGAAUGUAUAUGCGUUGGUAUUUGUAUCACGCUGGUAGCAGUAAAUUCAUUGUUCAUCUUGGUCAGAUUAAAACUUGAAAAUUUAAGUUCGAUAAUAGUAGCAGCAUUAUGCGGAAUCAUCACGGCGGAUUUUGGAUCUGGAGUAGUUCAUUGGGCUGCUGAUACAUGGGGUUCUGUCGAACUUCCCAUUCUGGGAAAGAAUUUUUUAAGGCCUUUUCGCGAGCAUCACAUCGAUCCAACCAGUAUAAUGAGACACGAUUUUAUUGAAACGAACGGUGACAAUUGUAUGGCCACCAUACCAUUCCUUUCCAAAUUAACAUGGGACUUUCUUACUUUAUCAGAACCGGAAAUCGAGCAGAAGUUUCUUUGGACAUGUUAUUGGUUUUUACUUGCAAUUUUUGUAGCGAUGACUAAUCAGAUUCAUAAAUGGUCACAUACAUAUUUCGGACUUCCUCCUUGGGUAGUUUGGCUACAGGAACAUAGAGUAAUUUUACCAAGAAAACACCAUCGUGUACAUCAUGUUGCACCGCAUGAAACAUAUUUUUGCAUUACUACUGGCUGGUUAAAUUGGCCAUUAGAGAAACUCCGGUUUUGGUAUAUUUUAGAAAUCAUUAUUGAAAAAUUAACUGGUUGUAAGCCUAGAGCUGAUGACCUAAAAUGGGCACAGAAGAGGUCUUGAGAUUUAAUGUGGUUUUUCUUAGCUCUGCAUUUUAGUGGAUAUUCAAAAAAUGUAAUAUAGUAUCAUAUAUUCAAGGGACUGAAAUAACAUCGAACUGGCUAGUAACAGAAAUGGAAAUUUAUGCACGGACAAUAGUAAAAGCUUGAGUGAUACACAUAAAAAUGAUAUUAAAUCUAUAUAGUUUUUUUAUACUAGUACUAUGAGGCCUUUGAAACAAAAUAAAAAAUGUAGAGGGACUAGGAAUAAAUAGUAUUACUUAAAUAUGCUUUUAAACUUUACACAUUUAUAAUACGUACAUGCAAUAAUAUAUGUACAUAUAUAAGACAAAUGUAAUAUUGUAACGUUAUAUAUGUCAUAUAAAACUUGAUAAUUGGCCUGUUGUACUGUAUUACGAAAUUUGUUGCAUAGCACAAUGAUUCCACAAAGAGCACAUAGCUCAUUGGAUUUUGGUAUAAAAAAUUUACAAUUAAUUAUAUUAUGAAAUAUCUUUAAGCAAACACAGGAAAAGUAAAGUCAAAAUUAAAAAUAAAAAACUAAACUGUCUUAUAUUCUUAAUGUGUUUUGUAAGCACAUAUGUCCAGUGAUGAAAGUAGAAAGAAAUAUAUAUGUGUAUAUAUAUAUAUAUUAUAUAUAUAUAUACACAUAUAUAUAUAUAUAUAUAUAUAUAUAAAGCUUAAAGUAUACGUACGUGUAUAUAUAAUUUUUACACAUACAUAUGCACAUUUAUAUAAAUUAUAUAUACAUAUAUUUAAAGAACUGACUUGAUUUCAUAUAUACAAUCAUUCGCACAAUUUAUUUAAGAACAAAUUUUAAGAUAAUAAUAAUUAUUGUAAAUAUGAUUGUUUUAAUAAGUUUUAUAUCAAACAAGCUUAAUUCUUUUUUUAAUAGCUUAUAAUGCAAAUUUCCCUGAACCUUUAAAGAUCAUUGACCCAUCGAGGUGUAUUAAAGCAGAUUAUCUUUUUUCUAAAAGUAUAAAUCGCUAAAAGUAGACAUUGUCAACUCAGCAGGUAAUGGGCAACUUUGUUUAAAUGUAUAUAUUGUAUAGUUUAUUAUUUUUCAUACAUAAAAUACAUCAAAUUGAUUUAGAUACAUUAGAUUUUGCAUUAGAUUUUGCAUUAGAUUUUGAGCUAAUAAUCAUAACACUGUAUUUAUAACAAUACAAACAAUUUAAUUUCAUCUAUAACUGUUGUAUUAAUUAUUUAAUAAAAUUGACAAUGUCAUUUAAAUGGCAAUGAUAUAAAAAAGCAAAAAAUGAUUAAUAUUUGUAAAUGUAUACUUAAUUUGUGAAAAACUUGAAACAUUUAAAUGUAUGGUCAUGAAUUUAAAAGAAAUAAUAAUAGUAUAGAUUACUCUUUUUCAAUGUCACGCACACUGAUUACACUUCUUAGCUCAUAACGAAGGGUCAAAAUACUGUAAAACCUUAAGGUGCUAAAAGUAUAAGUACAAAUUUAGGUUCAGGGACCAAAGGACCUAUUGCUAUAUGCAAUUAUCUUAUGAAUGAUUGGUUUGCUUUGAAUAAAGUAUACUGAUAUAGAAAUAGAUUUUUCAAUGCAAGCAAAUAUUUUAAAUAUUUUCUUAUGUGUAAUUUAGAUUAUUAAUAAAUUUAACUAUAAAUUAAUAUAUUUCAGAUCAAAGCAAUGAUCUCUGAAUGUUUCAGUAUACUUUAUACAGAAUCAUGCCAUGAUAUAUGUUCCUUACCAGCAAGUCAGUUGUAAAUGCCUCUUAAAAAAGACGGUAUUCAUUAUUGUUAUUGUUAUUGUUAUUGUUAUAAGAAGAUUAUAAACUUUAAAUGAAUCUGUCAAAUGAGAGCUUUUCAGCAGGCAAUGCCUGGAGCUUUUCUCAAUGCGUUUAAUAUUUAUGUGCAUCUAAUUAAGUAAAGCAGAGCUUUAUUUAUCAUAAGAGAACAAAAGACAUAUUUUUCAUCUUUGAAUGCCAUUUGAUAAUAAUGUCUAAGAAUAUAUUUAAUUUAUCAUAAAAUAUAAAAGAAUUCAAAUCAAAUGGAUGGAAAAUAAUGUGAACAAUUAUAUUUGCACUGCUGUGUUAUAAUACAAUAAUUUUCAGAUUCAAACUGAAAAAUAAUAUAUAUAAGAUACUUUAUAUAACAAAUCUAUAUGUAUGAAUAGAAUACUGUUUUUGUAGCAGUGUGAUUCAAAUUUUAUGAUAAGUCUUAAAAUAAGCAAAUUUUUAUGAUAUAAUUAUUUUUCUGUUUUAAUUUAAUUUAUUUCAUAAUAAUGCAACCAUAUGCAAUGAAACUAGCAUCAAAUAACAAUAUGAAAAGACUCAAGUCUGAAUAAAGUAAUUAUAAAGCAUUAAAUAUGCUUUAUCUUUAAUUAGAAGAAAUAAAACGUAAAUAAAUUAAAUUGAGAAAUGUGAUUUUAUUAGUUUUAGUAAAUAUAUGAAUUAAGAGCAUGCAAUGAAAGAAAGUUAAUAUAAUACAUAAAAGUAAUAUCCAAUAUGCUAUUUAAAAAUUAUAUUAAUAAUUAUAUUAAA
Vespa crabro (European hornet) is the source of this 3957-nucleotide messenger RNA. RefSeq names its product plasmanylethanolamine desaturase (gene Kua). Bases 544 to 1467 code for a protein of 307 amino acids. The transcript has 5 exons. The record is from RefSeq and is a predicted model, not a curated record. Gene Ontology annotation, molecular function: oxidoreductase activity. NCBI's taxonomy places the organism in Eukaryota, Metazoa, Arthropoda, Insecta, Hymenoptera, Vespidae.